UUGAUAAACUUUUUUUUUUUUUUCCCUCCUCCUCUCUCUAUCUUGAACGGAGAAGAGGAACAACAAGAAGUGGGGACAAGACGAAGAAUAGGAAGUUUUCAGGAAAGUGAUGGAGUUCGAAUGAAAGGCGGACUAAAUCUGGGAGUUAUGUUUCGGGAAAAAAAAAAUCUGUCAGAUCUCAUGGACGAAGAUUUGAUCUGGACCGCAAGGCAUGAAAGUUGAAAAAGUUGCAAACAUCCGAGCGAGAAGAAGGAAUCAUCGCGGGGGAAAAAGUUGCUGAAGAUACAUCAGAAUCAAGAGGAAGAUUUGCGCAAUGACGCGCGCGUAGGAAACAGAUCAAAGUUUUGGGAAUAUCUCGGUUCUUUUUUUUUUUUUUUAACUGUUUCACGGACAUUAAAGUCGCUUGAAGGGAUAAGAUUGUAUCACUCUAUCUGUAUCCGGGGGGAGAUGGGGGCCGCGCCGGGCUCGGGCUGGGAGGAAGGCGAGUUCGAGUUCAAGUUGGUGUUUGAGGAGGACCCUCCGCUCCGGCAGAGCCAGGGGCAAUCCCCGGCGCGCGUAGCCGAUCCGGAACGCUCCGUUCCCGGGGAGGAGAGUGAGGGAGCCCUGCUGCACCUGGAGCCCUCCAACAGCAUCAACAGCAGCAGCAGCUUGGUUACAGAUAACCACCUGGAUGCCAAUCAUUCAGGACACUCAAUCAGCAUCCCCAGCCCCCCGCCAUCGGCCAAUCAGAGGGCUGGGAUGCAUUCCCCGCCACCACGAAGGGCCCCCGUCCGAGAGUUCAGUGGGACCUACGAGAGCCUGCCGGCACGCUCUGUACAGGUUUCAGAGUCUCGUGUGGUCGAGUGUCCCAGCAUCCAGAUAACGACUAUUUCCCCUGAAGACGACCCGGCAUCCAACAUUUCCAGUUACUGGGACAUGGGUGGUGGCGGUGGUGGCUGGGACCGCGAUCGCCUCUACCUCCCCCUGCUGGACCCCUUCAGUUACCGCGACAGAUGCCCCGGCUCCCUCAGCCCGAGCCCCGCCUCCAGCCCCUCCUCCCGUGGCUGGCUGAGCCCCGCCUCCAGCUGUGACUCCCUGCUGGUGGAGGAGGAGGAGCUGAACGAGGCCGCCAUCAAUUUCGGGCUCUCGCCGUCCUCAAGGCCGACUUCUCCUGGAGGUAAAAAGCGUAGAAACUCCCCGCUGGCCUCGCCCUGUACAUCACGGAGGGGGAGCUACUCAGACGACCUGCAGGGAUGCAACCUGGAGGGCGGAGACUCCAUCAGUCUGUCCCAAGCUCCGCCCAGCAGCUGUGAGCUCAGCAUCCCGCAGAAAACCCGGAAGACGUCGUUGGAGCAGCUGUCUCCCAGGGAGGUGGAUCAGGAGCAGGCUCCGGGACACGGCUCCCCCUGCCUGCUGACUGAGACACAGCAGACCAGACGAGAGCCCCCUUCAGUGGGCAUGGACUACCUCUCUGUGCCCCCUGCUUUAGCCUGGGGCAGGACCCGAGCCAGCGCACACAGCCCUCUGUUCAGGUCCAGUGCUCUGCCGCCUCUCGACUGGCCGCUGCCGUCCCAGUUUGACCAGUACGAGCUGCGCAUCGAUGUGCAGCCCCGCCCACACCACAGGGCGCACUACGAGACGGAGGGGAGCAGAGGAGCCGUCAAAGCUACGCCGUCAGGACAUCCUAUCGUCAAGCUGUGUGGAUACUCAGAGAGGAAGCCGCUCUCCCUUCAGGUUUUCGUUGGAACAGCUGACGACCGAUCGAUCAGGCCACAUCCUUUCUAUCAGAUCCACAGGGUGACAGGCAAGAUGGUGGGCACUGCUAGUCAUGAAAGCGUCCAGGCGGGGACCAAAAUACUCGACAUCCCCCUCAACCCUGAGAACAACAUGACCGCACUCAUCGACUGUGCUGGGAUUCUGAAGCUGAGGAACUCGGACAUCGAGCUAAGAAAAGGAGAGACGGACGUUGGACGUAAGAACACGCGUGUACGGCUGGUUUUUCGUACCCACCUCCCUCUAGCGCCUCCUGUGGCCCCGCCUGGUCGAGUCCUGGCUCUGCAGGUCGCCUCCCAGCCCAUCGAAUGCUCCCAGCGAUCGGCUCAGGAGCUGCCCGUCAUCGAGUCUGUCAGUCUUACGUCCUGCUCUGUGGAGGGAGGGGAGGAGCUUCUGCUGAGCGGCAACAACUACCUGCCAAUCUCCAGAGUCCUUUUCAUGGAGAGAGGGACAGAUGGUAAAUUGCAGUGGGAGGAGGAGGCUCAUGUUGACCGAGACAACAGCAAUGAGGGUCUGUUGUGUGUGAGGGUUCCCGCCUACAGCGACCUGUCCGUCAAUCGACCUGUGUCCGUUAGUCUUUACGUCUCCAACGGGAAGAGGAAAAGGAGCAGCACUCACUGCUUCAAGUAUCUGCCCAUUAUGUUUAAAGAGGAGGACCCCCUGCUGUCCCGGCCCUCUGCUCUUCCGCUGCAGGGGGGGUCUGUGUGUCCCGUGGGGGAUCAAACCAGGAUGGAUCGGGGCUUCCACAUGAGAGGCGACCCCAUGGGUGAUGAUCGAGGCCUGGGAUUCCACCUACCCCCCUACCCCUCCACCUACUCCCCCUGCCCAUCGAUGAGUUACCAUGACGACUACUGCUCGAAACCAGACUCUGUGCUGGAGGAUCCCGGCGGGUCCAGGGCGUCUCUCUCUGAACGUCACCCCAGCUUCGAGAACCUGGAGCUGGGCUUCACCGAGCUCCUUCCUCCCUUGUACCCCCGCGGCCCGCAGCCUCCCUCCCCCUCCCCUUCACCAUGGCUGGACUCACCUUACCUGUCCUCCUCACCUUCUCCCUCCCACUCCUCCUCCCUCAGCCCGUUUCCAACCGGCAGUCCCAUCUCCACCUCCCCUCUGCCUCCCUUCCAGACCUCCCCGUACCCCCAGUACUCCCCGUAUCCUCAGGAGGUGUGUCCAUCCCCGCCAUCCAACCUCAGCCCGUAUCAGGACAUCUGCCCAGCGCACUACUCCCAAUACGACGGCUGGGACCCCCAGGGAAGGGUGCUGGGGACAGGACAUGGGGGAGAGAGGGAUGCCAAGAUCCAGGAGUUUCCUCUGGAGUUCACCAGCCCUACAUCUAUGCACCACAUCACGUUUGAGGAAGUGUCAGAGUUCAUCGGUGAGGACAUCCAGUCCUACCAGUCAGGCUCACAGAUGGACAACCGGCCUAACUGACCUCUGAGCAGCUCAUGACCCCCCCCCCCUCUGGUAUUCAGCAUAAUUUAAAAUCCACUAUGCACUUGAUAUGAAGAUGCAUUGAUGCAUGACUGAUCAUCAGGACACUGUUGUAAUUAUGACCACAGGUAACUGUUUUAUAAAGGGAAACUCAUGUUUAUAACAUGUUUUCAAUA
This is a messenger RNA of Labrus bergylta (ballan wrasse), 3356 nucleotides long. RefSeq names its product nuclear factor of activated T cells 4 (gene nfatc4). Gene Ontology annotation, biological process: calcineurin-NFAT signaling cascade; regulation of transcription by RNA polymerase II; cytokine production. NCBI's taxonomy places the organism in Eukaryota, Metazoa, Chordata, Actinopteri, Labriformes, Labridae. The record is from RefSeq and is a predicted model, not a curated record. Gene Ontology annotation, cellular component: transcription regulator complex. Gene Ontology annotation, molecular function: RNA polymerase II cis-regulatory region sequence-specific DNA binding; transcription factor binding; DNA-binding transcription factor activity, RNA polymerase II-specific.